Anguilla anguilla (European eel) is the source of this 1114-nucleotide messenger RNA. RefSeq names its product proteasome 20S subunit beta 7 (gene psmb7). The record is from RefSeq and is a predicted model, not a curated record. NCBI's taxonomy places the organism in Eukaryota, Metazoa, Chordata, Actinopteri, Anguilliformes, Anguillidae. Gene Ontology annotation, molecular function: threonine-type endopeptidase activity. Gene Ontology annotation, cellular component: proteasome core complex. The coding region runs from base 96 to 956 and encodes 286 amino acids. The transcript is spliced from 9 exons.
GCACGGGACCAAUUGAGUGUGACUCCGGGGGAAUGUGAGCGCAAGCAGCAUCCUUUUCUCUGUUUCCGGGAAGCGGCUUUUCAAGAUCCAGAAAAAUGGCGACGUUGUCGGAGUGCCAGGCUCAGUUCGGAGGUUUCAGUUUCGACUAUUGUAAGAGGAAUGCCCUGCUGGAGGCGGAGAUAACCAAGCUGGGGUGCAGCGUUCCUGCAGCGAGGAAAACCGGAACCACGAUCUGUGGGGUGGUGUACAAGGAUGGCGUCAUUCUGGGGGCCGACACAAGGGCCACAGAGGGUAUGGUGGUGGCCGACAAGAACUGCUCCAAAAUCCACUACAUCUCCCCCAACAUUUACUGCUGCGGGGCGGGCACGGCCGCGGACACGGAGAUGACCACGCAGAUCAUCUCCUCCAACCUGGAGCUGCACUCGCUGUCCACCGGUCGGCUGCCGCGCGUGGCCACCGCCAACCGCAUGCUCAAGCAGAUGCUCUUCAGGUACCAGGGGUACAUCGGUGCGGCUCUGGUCCUGGGGGGCGUGGACUGCCUGGGCCCCCACCUCUACAGCAUCUACCCCCACGGCUCAACUGACAAGCUGCCCUAUGUCACCAUGGGCUCCGGGUCUCUUGCUGCCAUGGCAGUGUUUGAGGACAGAUACAAGCCGGACAUGGAGGAGGAAGAUGCUAAGCAGUUGGUGAGAGACGCCAUCGCGGCCGGUAUCUUUAAUGACCUGGGCUCUGGCAGCAACAUCGACCUGUGUGUGAUCACUAAGGGCAAGGUGGACUACCUGCGCCCCUUCGACGAGGCCAACAAGAAGGGAGUCAGAUUGACUGCGCUCGAACCUUCGGCUGAAGCCGGAAGCUACAGAUACAAGCAUGGCACCACGGGCGUCCUCACCAAAGCCGUCACCCACCUCCACCUGGAGCUGGUGGAGGAGACCAUUCAGACCAUGGACACGUCCUGAGUGUCCGGCCUGUCUCCCCUGGGCCCCCCCCCCCCACCUUCAACUCCACACCCCACCUCCACCCUCCAUUACCACCCUAGUCUCCACCCAAUCCCAUCCACCUGUUCCUUUGUGUCAGACCCUUCUCUUGGUUUACAAUAAAGACUUGUUUAAUGAAC